ACACAUACCACAGAACAGCGAGUGCUCUUACGGAUAAAUCAGUUUCGUUUCGUAGCGAUAUUCCAAAGAAAUCAUAAAUAUUCAGCACUUGAGAUAUUCCCAAUUAGCGAUUGCUUUACCCCGCCAAAACGAGAAUCGCGUAUUCGGUUGAUUUGACUUGAUUUGUGGACUGGCGUUCGUGGGUGUCGUGAUUAUAUAAAUUCAAAUUGCACAACUAACGCGGCGCAGCAGCGGCAUUAUGAUUCCCUGAACCGAAAGGUUCCGCAAUAAUCAAUCAAAUAAUUAACCAAAAAUGAGUUUCAUCCAUCCCGAUGAUAGUUUAAUGGGAGGUUCUAGAAAUGUGCCCCAACCGAUUAAGGAGUCCCCUGCGGAGGCGCCUCAUCCUAAGAGUGCGCCCAACGAUCGUGUGGAGAUCAAGAUUGUGAUGCUGAAAGUUCAGGCAGAAUCGCCCUUACUGCCCCUGAAGGAGAACGACGCGACACUACCGAGAGUCCACAAUUCCUCGCACAUAUCAGCCACUAGGUCACCGCACGAGUACACCUCCUUAGCCAGAGAUUCCGAGCCCGCCCUCACGCCCACAUCCACGACUGCCACGCCCAGGCCGAAUGAGUGCAGACGUCGUAGCUCAUUGACCAACUGUCCAGCACCCCCACCCGCCUGCACCGAGGGAAAUCCACCGGGCGAAGCCAACAACAACACCAGCAGCAGCAACCACAACACCAAGGAAGACUUUUACACGACUUUGGGAAGCAGCACGCCCAGCCACAAGCACGCCCACGAGCACGAGUACAAGCUCUACCCCAACGACACAUUCGCCCAAUUGGAGGGAAAAGCACCAAAGCCAAACACCAAAAUGCAGACCAAAGUGGACGCAGUGGGUCGCAUCACGGGCCAGUGGGGCAAAUGGCAGCUGCGAACAGUGCUGCUGAUCUUCCUGUGCAAGAUACCAUCCUCGUGGUUCAUGGCCUGCAUCAUCUUCACGGCUCCCGCACCCAGGCACGGGGAGUUCUUCUGCAAGCCCCCGAACACAGUCGGGGCCCAGAACCAGACGCAGUGGAUUAAGGUUUCGCAUCCGCAAAAGGAGGAGAGCGAGGAUCAGGAGUUCAACAUUGACUUCUGCAACGUCUACCAGGAUGCGCAGGAGCAUGCCCAUCACUACUACAACUACGAGAAUAGCGAGCAGGAGCCGCGCAUCUGGGAGAAGCCCCUCAAUCGCAACUCCAAUGUCAUACCCUGCACGGAGUUCCAGCACGAGUCCAGCUACCACUCGGUGGUCACUCAAUACGAUCUGGUCUGUUCCCGGGAUAUCCUCGUCUCUGUCACGCAGUUCUUCCAUCUGUUUGGUGUUCUCACCGGCGGUAUCCUGGCGAAUCAGCUGUUGAAAUACUUCAGUCCCCGGAAUGUGAUGCUCUUCGGCAUGAUCACCCAGAUCUUCUGUGGCAAUCUGACGGGUCAUGUGGCUUCCUAUGAGCUCCAUGUGUUCUUCCGCUGCCUCUCCGCCGUCUGCUGUGCGCAGAUGUACACCGCUGGAGGGAUGAUCAUGGCCGAUAUAACGGGUGGCAAGUAUCGCACUUGUGUCUCCACUCUCUUCGAGCAGUUCUGGUCCAUUGGCGUGAUGAUGCUGCCGGGCGUGGCAAGCUUUUGGUCCAGCUGGUCGCAUCUCUACAUGGCCAUCUCCUGGCCAACAGUGAUACUGAUCUACCUGUGGCAAUGGAUACCCGACUCCCCGCGCUGGCUUAUCGCCCGCGGUCGUGUGCAGGAUGCCAAGAAGAUCUUGCUGCAGUGCGCCGAUAUCAAUGGCACUCGGUACAGUCUGCCCCAUGACAUUGAUCAGCAGCUGGAGCUGCAGGCACAGACGGCCAUGGAUGCCCCACCGCCGAGUGGCUGGUGGUCGAUGUGGAAGGGAGAGCGGGCCGUGCGUCACAUGAUCUGCGUUCAUCUGGCCUGGUCCCUCUACAUCGUGGUCUACUAUGGGAUGCUGCUGAACAUCCGUUCCUUCAGUCGAGAGCAUCUGUACAUCAACACGUUCUUUGCGGGCUUGAGCGAGAUGAUCGGCACCUUUAUCGGGCUCUUUCUGAUUAUGAAGACUACUAGGAAGUGGCUCUGGACGGGACUGUUCAACAUGAUUGCCGGAUGCAUUGCCUAUUGUGGUUGGCUGGUGCCCAAGCCGGGCGUCAUUCCAUUCGAUGCCAAUGUGGCCCUGCUGAUGUGCUCCGCUAUGGUCUCCAAGAUGGCUAUAUCCACCACUCUCUCCAUACUGACGACCUGCACCGUGGAGCUGGUGUCCGAUGACAAGAAGAAGAUCACCUCGUUCUCGACCAUCUGUUGGGCCCGCUUCUGGCUGCUGGGUGCACCCUUUAUUGGAUCGACUAUCUUUUUGGGCCAGCUUGUGCCCCAGACGGCCUUCGCGUCCCUAGCCAUUUGUGGUGGCAUCUGCACCGCUCUGAUCACCAGCCCGCGUACGCAUCCCAUCUCCCGGCCGACAUCUUCGCCGACCGCCCAGGGUGCCCAGAACAUGGCCUCUGCCUCCCAGUUCACCAUCAUCGACGGAAUGGACAACAAAGGCUACACGCCAAGCUCGAAGCCCAUUAUCUCUAGUAAUACUAUUAGGAAACUGACCACACCACAAUCGAAUCUACCUCCACAACUAAUGCCCGGGAUUUGGACGACCAAGAUACACGAGGAUGGCCCACCAAAGUGAUAUUCCCGGACAGCUGUGCCGUAGAAUGGGGUUAAGUGAUGUGACGCGAGUGAAGGUGAAGGUUGGCUAGAAUAUUGGUUUUGUUCACUUUGGUAGGGCUGUGACCUUGCAAACAACUACAGUCUACAAAAUUUGAUAUACUAUACUUAUAUAGCCUGUACACUACUUUAAGGCCAAGGCCAUCCCUUUUGUAAUGCACAUAGGGCAAAGUUUAUUGAAAGUAAAGUCAAAUAUCCGCUCUUCUCGCACACAUUCUAUGUAGGAGCUCAACUUUACCCCAAGACCGCAAACUAAAUGCUCAAAAGAUGAGAAAAAAAACAUUACAAAACAAAACCGUGAAAAAUGCUACAUUUUUAAGUAGGCAAACUUUAAAGCUUAGAGCUUAAGAGAAUGAUCCUUAAGCAGUUUCAAUUAAAAGGAAAAGACGUUCGCAAAGGAAAAUAAUAUUUUUAAAUUAAUCUAAUCUUAGAGCAUAAUUAAGUAGAGCCUUAGUUAACCCUCGGAAGGGCGCGCAGCCAUACAGUAGUCUCGUAAGUAGGUCGAAUGUGGAACACAAGCCCAGUAUUACUCAGUUGUCGCUAAUGAACCGAACCGAACCGAACCGAACCGAAUAGGACCUCACAUACCGCACUUGAUCCCCUAUGGAUGUAGAACCAAUAACAUAAACUCCACUUACUCGCAUAAACACAAAACCAACUGAUAAUGAUGAUCCUUUUAAAGGCCUGUUUCGUAAGAUCCCCAAAAAGCUGUUCCACAUUUAAGUGAUUGUGUUGUAAACACCUGGAGAGAAUUACAUGAAAAGACAUAUAAAAUCUAGUUACACAAUAAUUAUUGCAAAUUUUAAUUAAUUAUCUCUCGGUAAACAAAAACAAUUAAUUAAUUAUUUAAAGAAAAAGAAAACAAUAAUUUUAGUGUACGCAUAAAUUACUUUAUUACCAUUAUGUAUUAUGUAUUACCAAGCUAAUUUAAUAUAAAUCAAUUAUAAAUUAGUAGUGUUU
This is a messenger RNA of Drosophila persimilis, 3699 nucleotides long. RefSeq names its product solute carrier family 22 member 3. Gene Ontology annotation, cellular component: membrane. The transcript is spliced from 4 exons. Gene Ontology annotation, molecular function: transmembrane transporter activity. The record is from RefSeq and is a predicted model, not a curated record. Bases 293 to 2701 code for a protein of 802 amino acids. Gene Ontology annotation, biological process: transmembrane transport. NCBI's taxonomy places the organism in Eukaryota, Metazoa, Arthropoda, Insecta, Diptera, Drosophilidae.